This is a messenger RNA of Sciurus carolinensis (gray squirrel), 243 nucleotides long. RefSeq names its product small nuclear ribonucleoprotein G-like. Gene Ontology annotation, molecular function: RNA binding. Bases 34 to 243 code for a protein of 69 amino acids. Lineage: Eukaryota; Metazoa; Chordata; Mammalia; Rodentia; Sciuridae. Gene Ontology annotation, biological process: mRNA splicing, via spliceosome. The transcript has a single exon. The record is from RefSeq and is a predicted model, not a curated record. Gene Ontology annotation, cellular component: catalytic step 2 spliceosome; U2-type prespliceosome; spliceosomal tri-snRNP complex.
AAAGCUCACCCUCCAGAUCUGAAAAAAAAAAAUAUGGACAAGAAGCUAUCACUGGAAUUAAAUGGUGGCAGACAUGUCCAAGGACAAUUGCAGGGAUUUGACCCCUUUAUGAGUUUUGUGAUAAAUAAAUGUAUGGAGAUGGCAACUAGUGGGCAACAGAAUAUUGUAAUGGUGGUAAUACGAGGAAAUAGUAUCAUCAUGUUAGAAGAUUUGGAACAAGUAAGAAUAACGGCUGUUCAGUAG